Messenger RNA from Brachypodium distachyon (stiff brome), 960 nucleotides. RefSeq lists its product as uncharacterized. Lineage: Eukaryota; Viridiplantae; Streptophyta; Magnoliopsida; Poales; Poaceae. The record is from RefSeq and is a predicted model, not a curated record. The transcript has a single exon. Bases 120 to 710 code for a protein of 196 amino acids.
CUUUCGCGGCCCCGUGCAGCGACCGGAGCCACGCAUCCACCAAUGAAAUCUUAUCCAGAACCACGAGGGGAACAACUCAGCCGCGCGAACAUCAAGAGUGCUGGUGCACGCAUGCACCCAUGGGAGCCAUGGCGACGCCGCUCUCCAGCCCCUUCUCCGUCACCACCCUCCGCGCCGCCCCGCUCCGGCACGGCCGCCUCCAUGCGCUGCCGCUCCCUCCUCCCCGCGCGACCUCCGGCGAUGACGCCCCCGCCGGGCCAGAGCCGUCGGCCAACACGGCCACCACCACCGCCGCCGGCGACGACGAGUUCGAGCAGCGCGUCCUGCGCAUGAAGUCCCGCGUCGGGCCCAAGAAGCGGGGCAGCGCCGGGGCCCGGAAGAGGAAGGCCGCGGCGGAGUCCAAGGCCGUGACGCUCCCGCCCGUGCCGCUGCGGGAGCCCCGGUCGGCGCUCGGCCUGCCCGUUGAGUUCGGCUUCACCGGCUACAGCGAGCGGCUCAACGGCCUGCUCGCCACGGUCGGACUCACCGCGCUGCUGCUGGUGGAGCUCGCCUCCGGGAAGUCCCUGGUCAAGUACCACCAGGCGCCCACGCUGUUCCUCCAGGUGUACACCAUCGUCGCGGCCGGCACGGUGUUCGUCAAGUACGAGAAGGAGCGGAUCAGCGUCUGGCCGGGCCCGGCGCCGCCCAAGACGCCGACGGGCGGUGAAUGACCGGCACGGCCCGGCGUCUUCGUGGAUUUUGGUUCCGUUGGUACUGGUAGGAUGCUUCCUUUUUGUAAUUUACCUCCUGAGUUGACGUAUUGGGUUUCGGCAAAGAUGUGUUGUGAAAACUGAAAUUUGAAAUUUGGUUAACGAUGCGAGAUAAAAAAAAAAGGUGCUGUAUAUUUUUUUUCGUCAUUUGCCUGAUCUUAACUCCAAUUUCCCCGCAUGUUCUGAAAUGGAAUAUUUCUUGAGGCUGUCA